AUGCUGAAGCACCGAAUGACUCUCGCAUCCGUUUCGAAGGAAGUGAGCGAUGCUGAGCCGCUGGAUCUGACAAUGCCGAAGAAUGAGAGGAUUUUUGGAAAUUCCUCGGAAAAGCUGGUAUGCCUCCAAAUACAAGAAGAUCUCGGCGGUCAGCUGUUUAUGAGGCUGCUUCAACAGCAGAUUCUGCUCUCGAUGCUCACAAAGCCAGACGAAAUCAUGGAAAGGAAGCAUAUUCUACAUCGGACAAGAGAAGAAAAGAAAAAUCAACGAUUAGAGGAUAGAGAGACCACUGUGGUCAGUAUUCGGAGGUCAGAAGCGAACGCACGCGAACGAAAUCGCGUUCAGCACCUGGCGGACAUGUUCGACAGAUUGAGAUCGGUACUACCAAUCGAGUACGAUGUGAAGAUCUCGAAAUUGGCUACGUUAAAGAUCGCCUCCGCGUAUAUUCGCUACCUGGGCUGUGUUCUGGAUACGGACGAUGUUUGCCGGAUUGUAGAAAGUGAACAAAUCCUUAUGCUCAGUAUAUGUGAAGCAAAAAUUUUCCCUAAAAAAUUGUAG
Messenger RNA from Necator americanus (New World hookworm), 558 nucleotides. RefSeq lists its product as uncharacterized. Bases 1 to 558 code for a protein of 185 amino acids. Gene Ontology annotation, molecular function: DNA-binding transcription factor activity, RNA polymerase II-specific; RNA polymerase II transcription regulatory region sequence-specific DNA binding; protein dimerization activity. NCBI's taxonomy places the organism in Eukaryota, Metazoa, Nematoda, Chromadorea, Rhabditida, Ancylostomatidae. The record is from RefSeq and is a predicted model, not a curated record. Gene Ontology annotation, biological process: regulation of transcription by RNA polymerase II; developmental process. The transcript has 4 exons.